CGGUGCGGGGGGAACCGGCGAUGCUGCUCUUCUGCCCGGCCUGCGGCAACGUGCUGGUGGCCGAGGAAGGGCCGCGCUGCCACCGCUUCGCCUGCACCACCUGCCCCUACGUGCGCAACGUCACGCGGAAGGUGACCAGCAGGAAAUACCCGCGGCUGAAGGAGGUGGACGACGUGCUGGGCGGCGCGGCGGCCUGGGAGAACGUGGACUCGACGGCAGAGCCCUGCCCCAAGUGCGAGCACCCUCGCGCCUACUUCAUGCAGAUCCAGACGCGCUCGGCCGACGAGCCCAUGACCACCUUCUACAAGUGCUGCAACCCGCAGUGCGGGCACCGAUGGCGGGACUGAGGGAUACGGACCGCCCCGGGCCGCCCGCCGCCUGAGGGGCCGCGGGGUCCGGGCCGCUGAGGGUGAGGGGCCGGGCCCGGCAGCGCCAGGCCCGCCGGGACGGGGGUCGGGCGUCCUGUCCUACAAUAAACGUGUCAGUAACCGUC
Chroicocephalus ridibundus (black-headed gull) is the source of this 493-nucleotide messenger RNA. It is a transcript of the gene POLR3K, whose product is annotated as RNA polymerase III subunit K. The transcript has 3 exons. Gene Ontology annotation, biological process: termination of RNA polymerase III transcription; DNA-templated transcription. The record is from RefSeq and is a predicted model, not a curated record. Bases 21 to 347 code for a protein of 108 amino acids. Gene Ontology annotation, molecular function: zinc ion binding; nucleic acid binding. Lineage: Eukaryota; Metazoa; Chordata; Aves; Charadriiformes; Laridae. Gene Ontology annotation, cellular component: RNA polymerase III complex.